AUGGUAAGUUUUGAAAUCAGUAUUUUGGGCGCUUGUGGCGGUCCCCUAGAUGGCUGCAACCAAGGCUUCUUGCUUUCAGAGGCUGGAACUCACGAAGAGAAGCACUAUAUGUGUGUGGACGCAGGCUCCGGACUGCGACAAAUAGCGGACAUGAUGGACAAGAGUUGUACGAAUACAAGGCAGGCCAAUCUCGAUUGCCGAGAAGAUAUGGUACAAAGCCUGUAUGAGAGAACGCAAGAACCGCUUCACAAAUUUGUGGACGCUAGAUGCCAGGUUAUUCGCGGUUUGGGUUCGAUACCAAAAACAGAUUCAAAUGAGACUACAAUGACCAGGGCAUUGAGGCUACUAAAUAAUAUUGGUGAUUACUUUAUAACGCACCCGCAUCUGGACCAUGUUGCAGCACUCGCCAUCAAUUCCCCAGCCUUUAGUGGCCCAGAGAAGACAGUCUGGGGCCUUCCGGCCACCACGGAAGCAAUUCAAAAGCACAUCUUCAACGACAUUGUAUGGCCCAACCUGUUUGCGCAAAAUAAAAUCAAAAUUCGGAUGAGUGUUUUGGAAGAAGCGCGUUCAUACCAUAUCAAAAGCAUACCCAACUGGUCAGUGACUGCGUUCCAGGUUAGUCAUGGCGUGAUGAUUGAAAGUCGACUGCCAUGCAUCAGCACACUUUACCUUAUACAAAACACGCUGACGAAAGACUCUGUGCUUAUGUGUGGGGACCUGGAAUCAGACGUUGUUUCGCACCAACCCCUUUUAGCUGGCGUGUGGAGGCACUUGAGCUUAACGAUACCGUUGAAGCAUUUGAAAGGAAUAUAUAUAGAGUGCUCGAGCUCAAAUGGUAUUGAGGAUACGCAAUUAUAUGGCCAUUUGUCACCUAAAUACCUGGUUUACGAACUCAAGCAGCUCAGCCGAGCCUAUGGUAGCGCGCUGGACGGAUUACAGGUGAGCAUCAUUCAUGUUAAGAUGGCACUGGGAGAGGUGGAUCCUCGAUUGCAGGUCUUAGACCAAGUCAGAACUAUCGCGGCAGCUGAGGGCCUGGGCGGUAUAAUUUUUACGAUGGCGUUACAGGGAUAUACAUUUGUACUAUAA
Molecule: messenger RNA, 1086 nt
Organism: Lachancea dasiensis
Lineage: Eukaryota; Fungi; Ascomycota; Saccharomycetes; Saccharomycetales; Saccharomycetaceae
Source: the annotation of a GenBank genome assembly